This is a messenger RNA of Lasiodiplodia theobromae, 579 nucleotides long. Its product is annotated as Cupin domain-containing protein. The transcript has 3 exons. NCBI's taxonomy places the organism in Eukaryota, Fungi, Ascomycota, Dothideomycetes, Botryosphaeriales, Botryosphaeriaceae. Bases 1 to 579 code for a protein of 192 amino acids. The record is from RefSeq and is a predicted model, not a curated record.
AUGGCCGACGCUCCUGCUGCCCACGAGCCCGAGUUCCACCGCUUUGAGCCCACCUCGGACACUCCCAACAGUGUCAUGCCCGUCUUGGUCUACCGCAAUGCCUUCUCCACCACCAUGCCCAUUGGCGAGGUCCGCAACAUCCUCCACACCAACCGUUGGCUUCCCGACCCCAUCGCCGAGACCAACAAGACGCCCCUCUUCCAGUCCACCACCCACGAGCUGCACGCCGUCGUCAGGGGCAGGUGCCAGCUGCUCGUCGGCGGCACCCAGUACGGUCCUCCUCCCGGCAUGAUGAUCUACCUCAGCGCCGGUGACAUGGUCGUCUAUCCUGCCGGUGUCAGCCACUGCGUCGUCAACUCUGAGAACUUCGAGUUCAUCACUUUCCGCCCCGAGAGGAGCAACAAGCGCGACAACGUCGAGCCCAGGGCUUUCUCUCCCAAGGAGAUGAAGGGACUCCAGAAGAACAUCUCCAAGGUCGUGUGCCCCAAGUACGACCCCUUGGCUGGCAAGGAGGGUCCUCUGGUCGAGAUCUGGAGGGUUGCCACCAUCCAGGAGAACAUUGCCACCAGCUGGUGGUAA